UUAAUGUCCAACAUGAACAAAAUUUCUCAAUUGAGUUAAACUUUUCGGUAAAAAUUUAUUCAAAAUUUAAAAUAAAUACUUAUGAAAAUAUGGGACAAUGUCGGCAAAACAUCCGUUGAAGUUGGUUGCCUUACGAAGUCGGAAUGACUUACUAAGCAAGCGCAAGGGGUAUUCAUUCUGCCGCCUGGGCAUGCUCGGUAUGAAUCCCGCGCGAGGCGGCCAAAACAAUGCCGUAUCUUUGGCAGCAUCACAAAAGCCGGCAAGAUGGCAUCUUCAAGUUGAUGUUGAACGAGCGAAAGAAGAUCCUCAGAUAUCGUUACCCUUACUUAUGUACGUGUACAGUCCUUGGCAUUUAGUUAUUAACAAAUUCAGCCUAUGGAAACUAAAAAUAUUUUGGGACUGGGAAUUUUCCGAACUUCAGUUCAUCGAAAACGCUAAGCAUGCAGUGGUGCUCAUCACCAAGCUGAUAAAUAAGCAGCGUGAACAGUACAUUAAGCAAUGCACCACUCCCAUGGGAUACAAACAGAUCCUGCACGAUAUUGGCAAGUUGCAUAGACCGCAGACACAAGAUUGGCCAAAGAAACUUUUACGCUUCGAGAAACGACACAUUCGUCGGGCUAUUAUAUUGAAGCUGCAACAAUUGUCCCAUUACGAUCAUAAGUUCGCCUUUGUUGAUGUUGUCUUUUUGGCGUGCAGACGCGCCAAUGACUUUGACUUGACUUCAGAUAUUGAAGAGAUGGCUGAUUUAAUUAAUCGGUUCGCCAAGAAGAAGAAGCACUUUUUGGUACCUUUUCCAAUUGUGUUUGCCGAAUUCUUUGUGCGUUUUCGAAGGGAUUAUUCGAUGCCAGCAUCGAAAAGAACAGGUCAAUGGCUGGUCUCUACCUAUAAAAUCCUUAAAUUGGACAUGCUUAAUUAUCAUCCCGAGUUCAGUGCCGGAAGUCAGUCAAUCUAUCAGUCUCAACCUGCAUGAAUUCAAUACAGUUCAAUAUAUAAAUAGAAUCUAUCUGCUUAACUCCAUGUUAAGUUAAAUGAAAACCACCCAGCACUGAUGCGAAAAGUGUUGAAGUGCUUCACAAUCCUCUUUAUAAUGAGCUUUGUUUUAUACAAACUACGUAGUUGAGGGCAAAGUUUUGCAAGUAAAUGCUGAAGCAAAAGUCCAGGAUGCACCGUGUUAGCUGUCGUGGCAUUCAGAUGCUGGCAACUUAGUUGUCCUGUUGAUAAGUCGGCGACAUAGAUCAUGAAUUUGUAAUGCCAAACCACAGCCCAGUGAGUGAUGGCAGCAUGAGCAACAAGUGGACAAUUGUAUUAUUACAUAGUCCUUAUGUUUGUUUAACUUCUUCUACAUUCUUGCAUUACCUUAGUAUAUACAUAUGUGCAUACGGGUAUGUGUCUCAAUAUGCAGCUUUUCUUGGCCACCCAAAGCUAUAAGUCCUUUGGCCCAUCAAGUGGUAAUAUAUCUCUUCGUAUCUUGCA
Drosophila albomicans is the source of this 1473-nucleotide messenger RNA. RefSeq lists its product as uncharacterized. Gene Ontology annotation, cellular component: mitochondrial inner membrane. Lineage: Eukaryota; Metazoa; Arthropoda; Insecta; Diptera; Drosophilidae. Gene Ontology annotation, biological process: inner mitochondrial membrane organization; protein insertion into mitochondrial inner membrane from matrix. The record is from RefSeq and is a predicted model, not a curated record. Bases 98 to 970 code for a protein of 290 amino acids. Gene Ontology annotation, molecular function: ribosome binding. The transcript has a single exon.